GAAGCAUAGUCGGCGGGAGAAUCAAUAUUAUAGCCGGCCCUCGACAUUUUAGUGAAACUUUUUUUCUCCGGCUAAACGGAAAAUAUCUGUAAAUUUCAUUCAUUUUUUUUGUCAAAAUAGUGCAAAGUUUUCAAAAAUCUCUAAAUAAUAAUAAUAUUACAAUAAACGUAUAAAUUGUAUUACGAACAUACAAAUGUAUUUAUAAAACUUCUUAUGUGAAAAAAGAAGAUAUUCUUCAAUAAUGUUAUAUUCGUAUAGACAGUGUGUACUCAUUUUAUAAUCGAGAACAAUCCUCGAGUGUCUUCAAAAAAAAAAAAUCGAAGAAUUCUAUCUAUCAAAGAAGUGAGAGACUUAAUCACUGGUGACCCAAGAAAAAUUUCAUCAUUAAAGUGAUAUCAAGUCUCUUAUAAUUCAAAUAAGCCUCAAAAGGUCUUCUGAUAAGUCAUCAGCUGUUCAAAAACUGUCAAAUUGAGACAAACUUAAAAACAAUUAACUAAAUCAUUUCUCAAAUUGAGGAAUAAUUUCUUGAUGGAUUGUUUAUUUUUAUCAAUAAAAAAUUAGAAAAAAAGUGCCAUUGCUCUAGUCACAGACAAUUAAAAAAAAAAUAAAUAAAAACAUAUCUUGAAAAAAUUGAUUUUUUUCUCGAUAGAGAAAGAGAGAGAAUUACUAUAUAUAUAUGCGUCAAGAAGCUCAAGGCAGUUUGAAAAGUUUGCCUCCGGGCGAACAUCGAAACGGUUCAAUCAUGAUUGAACAGGAUAUGGCAGGUGCACAAGACACAAUAUAUUUGUGUAAUUUUCGUGUAUCUGUCGAUGGUGAAUGGCUCUGUUUAAAAGAACUUCAGGACGUUGAAUUUUCAAUGCAGGAUUCAAUGCAACAAUCGCCAUCGCCACCCCUUGUACACAGUGGUAUACAUCGUCAUCAUCCUGAUCCAUCAGAGCUUUGCGAUAUUUCUCCGCCAAGCCCACCGCAAAUGCAACACGUCUCAAGCUUAUCACGAGAUCCGGUGAUAAUUGAGAGGAGCAACCUUGUUAAUAUCUCGAAACUUAUUGUUAAGGAGCUCAUCGAAACUUCUUUAAAAUAUGGAAGAAUGCUCGAUUCUGAUCAUAUGCCAUUGCAGCAUUUCUUCAUUGUUUUAGAACAUGUACUCAGGCAUGGUCUUCGACCAAAGAAGGGUCUUCUUGGACCAAAAAAAGAACUCUGGGACAUUCUUCAAGUUGUCGAAAAAUUUUCACCUGAAGCACAAGACAUGACUUCUAGUAUACGCGAUCUUCCCACAGUCAGAACGGCAUUGGGAAGAUCACGCGCUUGGCUACGUAUGGCAUUGAUGCAAAAAAAAUUGGCGGAUUAUUUAAAAGUAUUGAUUGAUCAUAAAGAUGAUAUUCUUUCGGAAUAUUUUGAACCCGAUGCAUUAAUGAUGAGCGAGGAAGCUAUUGUCAUAAUGGGUUUAUUGGUUGGACUAAAUGUUAUUGACUGCAAUUUCUGCGUGAAGGAAGAAGACCUCGACUGUCAGCAAGGCGUUAUUGACUUCUCACUCUAUUUAAGAAAUAGCAAUCACAUUCCCGGUGAAUCGCCAGACGAGGAAUUGGAAAACGACAAUAUGACAACAGUUCUCGAUCAGAAGAAUUAUAUCGAGGAAUUAAAUCGACAUUUAAAUGCAACUGUUACAAAUCUACAAGCAAAAGUUGAAUCUCUCACAACGACAAAUGCUCUUAUGAAGGAAGAUCUUUCAAUUGCGAAAAAUAGUUAUCUCGCUCUUCAAUAUGAGAAUCAACAAUUGAAAAAAGAACUUGGAAUUGAGAUCAAAGAUCCUAACGAGAAUGGAAAACCCCCGUUGAAAAUCACAGAAACGACAGUCGAAUUAGAAGAAACAAGAAGUAGGUUAGAAUCGGAGAAGAAACAUCGUCAGGAAGUAGAGAAGGAACUUAGUCUACAGAUUAGCAUCAAAUCGGAAAUGGAAGUUGCGAUGAAACUUUUGGAAAAGGAUAUUCAUGAUAAACAGGACACAAUUGUAUCUUUAAGAAGACAACUAGAUGAUAUUAAGCAGAUUAAUUUGGAGAUGUAUAAAAAACUACAGGAGUGUGAGAGUUCACUUAAGCAUAAAACAGAACUGAUAGCCAAACUGGAGGCUAAAACAUAUUCAAUGAAUGAUACUAUUCAGAGAAUGGAUCAAAAGCAUAAAGAAAUUGAAGACUCACGAAUUGGAUAUGAGGAGAAAGCCCGAACUUUAGGUGCUGAAGCUGCAGCAAAAGACGCUCGAGCCAAUGGUAUUGAGAGAGAAUUAAAAGUAGAACGCGAAUGGCGAACAUCACUUCAAGAAUCUUCAAUUUCUAAUAUUGAAAAAAUCUCUCAACUUCAUCAGGAAGUUGAUCAAUUAAAAUCUGUCUCGGAGAAAUAUUUAUCAUUGCAAGAGGAACAUUAUGCAAUGCGUGAAAUCUGUACAGAACAGGAGAGAACACUUGAGGAAUUGGGCGCACAAUUGAGUGCAGCCAAGUUGGCAGCAGUUGAAUUAAGAGAAGCGGCGAGUAAUGCUCAACAGCAGCCUCAGCAAGAUGGUGCAGCUUUAUGGACAAACGACCGAUUGGUCAGUCACUGUAAAGGCUGUACCCGAGAGUUUAACAUCGCUCGACGUAAGCACCAUUGUCGAAAUUGUGGGAAUAUUUUUUGUAAUGCCUGCAGUGACAAUACAAUAGCAUUACCGAAUUCAACGAAACCAGUUCGAGUAUGUGACGAUUGUCAUAUUUCACUGGUCGGCCGUUAUUCUAUUCUUCAUUAAUACAAUAAAUAUCUAUAUAUUUUUUUUUCACACACACAUAUAUAUAUAUAUAUAUAUAUUUAUAAAUAUAUAGAUAACAGUGUAUAAAAUAUGACUUCAACAACGACUUCAAAUUGUAUACAAUGUGAAUGCAAAAAUUUCACGAAGGCAACAGCUAGGCUUUCAUUCCCUGGAUUUUGGGGAUUUACGAUGUAAGCACGAAGGGUUGCGAAAGAACGGGAUUUCAAUGCCGCUCAACUUGCCAACACAGGCCUGAAAAGCCUCGCCUGAGCGUUGAAUGAAGACGUCGCGAUAAUACAUCACCAUAUUUUACAUAUACAACAUAUUUUCCAUCACGUAUUUUUUUUUAUACAUAUAAAUAACCAACGUUAUUUUUUUUUAUCAGAUUUUUUUUUUGUGAAAGUUUGAUCAAUUUUUCUAUUCUAAUAACAGAAAUUUUUUUUUAUCAUAAAAUAUUUUUAUUUCCUAAUUAUUACACUGGGAAAAAAAAAAUUAUUUUCAAAUAAUUGGCUAAUUUUAUUUGGAAUUUUAAAAGAUUAUUUUAUUCGAAUAUUUAAAUUUUUUUAUGUUUGUUUAGAUUGCAAUUUUUUUUUUUUUAAUAAGUAACAAUUUCUUUGAAUUGCAAACUUUCUUGAUUUUAAUGUUACAAUAUUAAAAAUCUAAUUGCCUAUACUAAACAACUAAUUUUGAGAUUAUUAUCGGAGACCGAUUUUUUUUUUUUUUUUUUUGCAAAUUCGUGACUCUGAACAAUGCGAGGGAAAGGAAAUUGACAUUGUAAAUUAUUUAUGUCGCGUAUACAAGUAACAGUUGGCAAAGGAAAUCGCGUGACUUCAUAGCAGUCGAUUUCUGAAAGCAAAUACUAGUGUUAAAGUGCAUAUAUGUACAAGUAUGUGUAUAUACAUUUAUUUAUAUAUACAUAUUUGAUAUCUUUGGUCGUAAAUGCAAAAUAUAUAGUUAAUUCGUCAUUUAUUUGAAGAGAUUUGCAAAAAAAUUUACGAUUUUUAUAAUUAUUAUAUAUUUGUAUAGCGAGAUAUUAAUUUUCAUUAUACCAACGAUAAUUAUUAUUUUUUAGUGUUGCCUUCUUGAAAAAUGUAAUAAUGUCCAAAUUAGUUAAAUUUGUUAAAUUAAAAUUAUUUAAGUGUUAAAUUAUUUUUGAGUUUAGAUUUUUUUAAAAAAUAUUUUGUAGAGAAUUAUUUAGCAUUUUUUUUUUAAACUUGCAAUUGUACUUCUUUUUUUAAUCAUUAUUUCAAAAGCUUCCAAUUUGUAUGUGUUUAGAAUAAUUUUUUUUUAAAUCUUGUUACGAAAAUCAAAAGAAGCACUUUGUGAAUGUAUAGAACAAAAAAAAAUUUCUACUUCUAUACCGUAGAAAAUGUUACUUUUGUACAUAUUUUUUAAACAGAAGAACUAUAAUAGAGAAAAUUUUUUUAUAAAUUAAGAUAUUAUUUUUAAAAAUUGUUUUUUCUAAAAAAUUUCAUUACAAAAUCGCAAGUGAAAUUAUUUAAAUAUGAAUAAAUUUUUUAAAAAUGAAUUCCAAUUGUAAAUUAUGAAUAUAAAUUUAAAAAAUCAAGUAUUUAUAAUAAAAUGAAUAAUAAAAACAUAAUUUGUAUGAAUGAGAAAAAUUUAUCAAAAAAUAGAACUAAAUUAUUUCAACUUGUCAUUAAAAUUCGAUGAAGUGGCUGAAAAAAAUAGGGGAAAAAUUUUGUUUUUAAUUAAAAAUAAAAUUGUUUGUUAGAGGUUCACGUGUGCUUUUUUUUAUUCGGCCAUGAGAAAAAAAAAAAAGAAAGAAAGCGAUCUUUUUGACGAGUAAAUUAUUUUUCGUAUAUACACACCGGUUUUGAAGGAGCUUUUAAGAAAAACGUUUACGUUUCGCUUUCAUAAGAGCUUUGGCUUUUUAAAAGUUCGCCAAAAGACGAGUAAAUUACUGUUUGAAUGCUUCGAAAUUUGUUAUAUUUGACGAAAGUAUUUAAUAAAUUUGUUAACAUAAAUAAUGUGUGCACCUAUUAUGUAAAAAAAAAAAAAAAAUCUAUUUGAAAAAUGAAAUACACCAUAUUUUUAAAUACAA
Molecule: messenger RNA, 4835 nt
Organism: Leptopilina boulardi
Lineage: Eukaryota; Metazoa; Arthropoda; Insecta; Hymenoptera; Figitidae
Product: RUN and FYVE domain-containing protein 2
Exons: 12
Coding region: 677-2773 (698 amino acids)
Cellular component (GO): cytoplasm
Molecular function (GO): metal ion binding
Source: RefSeq, a predicted model, not a curated record